Messenger RNA from Scleropages formosus (Asian bonytongue), 1878 nucleotides. It is a transcript of the gene thap4, whose product is annotated as THAP domain containing 4. NCBI's taxonomy places the organism in Eukaryota, Metazoa, Chordata, Actinopteri, Osteoglossiformes, Osteoglossidae. The record is from RefSeq and is a predicted model, not a curated record.
UCAGACGUAGUGGCCGCCAUUUUGCUGUACGUCACAACAACACCUCGCAGCACGCAACAGGCCGCCAUUUUGAUGUACGGCUCGCAAACAUCCUCCAGUCUUUUUUGACUGUACGUUGGAAUAAAGUUAACUGUCCUGGUCUGUGACAGCGGAGGGGAGGGAACAUGGUAAUCUCCUGCGUGGCAGUAAACUGCACUAACCGUCAAGGGAAAGUGGAUACUGAGGUAUCAUUCCAUAGGUUCCCAAUCCACAAUCCGAGACGCCUGGCCAAAUGGGAGCGGGCCGUGAGGCGAGAGAACUGGGUGCCCAACAAGUACUCCUUCCUGUGCAGCAAACACUUCGCGCCGGACUGCUUCCUGCUGCGCUGUGACGACCAGCACCGGCAGCUGAAGGCGAGCGCCGUGCCCACCGUGUUCGACUUCACCCCCAAGGACAGGAGCACGGGGGGCCACCUGCGCAAGAAGGUGCUGAGCACGAAGGUGUCGGAGGAGGAGGAGGAGGAAGAAGAAGAGAAGGUGGUGGUGUCACGCAGAGGCCUGGUGAGGGACAUGAGCAUGAGCCCCAACCAGGACGAAGAGGGUACAGAGCCCAGGGGUUCUGAGCACAUCCCUGAGGUGGUGGGAAACCUGCCCCUCUCUACUGCGGCACAGCAGGUUGCAGGGGAGUGGGUCCAAGAUGGGGGCCUGGAGGAGGCUUUCGAGCCCUCUUCCCGCACCCUCAUCGAUGCCCUGCACUCGUACAGCAGCUGCUCUCGCCCGGAGCGCCGAGUCUGGGUCGGUGGGCAUCGAGCCCCGGGGGAGGUGGCCGCUGUCAAAAGCGAGCUCGGCCGGGGGCCUUGCACCAAGGCCGAAUGUAAGCACGGCCAUUAUUAUAGAUCGAGCCGGAGCCUGGCACGGCGGUUGCAGCUGCAGAGGCGGGCAAGGUGUCUCCGUACAGCGGUGCGGUUGAAGAGGUUUAGGACGUAUGUGGGAGCUGCACGAGACGUCCCUCUGAACCCGGCCGUCCUGCCCCUCGACUGGCUGCUGGGCUCCUGGGAGUCGGACGAGCCCGGCGAGGGCUCCUUCCCCACCAUCCCGCCGUUCCGCUACACGGAGACGCUGCACUUCUCCCACGUGGGCCAACCCGCGAUCAACUUCACGUUCAACGCCUACCACUCCGAGACAAAGAAACCGCUGCACAGGGAGUGUGGCUUCAUCCGCAUCCAGCCCGGGACCAACCGAGCGGCCUUCAUCAUCGCCCAGAACUCCGGCCUGGUGGAGAUUGAGGAAGGAGAGCUCUCCGGUCACCAGCUGUCCCUUCAGAGUCAGGCCCUGGCCAGGAUGUCCUUCGCGAAGGAGCCUCACGUUCAGCAGAUCUGCAGACUUUUCCAGCUGAGAGCGGACGGCAAGUUGGAGCAGACCGUUUCUAUGGCAACGGGGGACCAGCCCCUUACACAGCACUUGCACAUCACUUACCGCCGGUCUUCCUGACGGCCUAGCGGUCCGAGCAGAAAACAUGGCAUCCAGAAACUGGGCAGUUCGUCAGGUCACUGACAAGCGUCUCAUCUACUGUAACACGUAUUUCCUUUGCUCAGGUAACCGUUAGUUCUGGGUAUAUUGUGGCCUCUGUCGCUCAUGUACAGCUCCUGCUGAGUGUGACGGUCACGCAUUUUCAACCUUCUUUCUCCUUAGCCACUUAUUCACAUGUAGACACGCUUUGGAAAUUUAAUGAUGAAAUAUUUCUUAGAUAACAUCCAUCAGUAAAAAAUUACAAUCCAGACUGACUUUUUGUGUGCUGUAGUUUCAGCUGCAGUUCUCUGGAACAUUUGAAUGUUUUUCAUCAUGUGUGUUUGUCAUUGGAUUUCAUUGCUAGUUCAUGAUUUCUAUUAAAAAUUUCUGG